Molecule: messenger RNA, 2391 nt
Organism: Magnolia sinica
Lineage: Eukaryota; Viridiplantae; Streptophyta; Magnoliopsida; Magnoliales; Magnoliaceae
Product: 5'-3' exoribonuclease 3-like
Exons: 22
Coding region: 1-2391 (796 amino acids)
Biological process (GO): nuclear-transcribed mRNA catabolic process
Cellular component (GO): nucleus
Molecular function (GO): RNA binding; 5'-3' RNA exonuclease activity
Source: RefSeq, a predicted model, not a curated record
AUGAAGAAACCCAUCAUCUUUAUAAAGGAGAGGAAUUGUACACAAAAGGAAGAAGUUGUCAGAGAGAAAGAGUGUGAUAGUUGGGAGUCUUUCAGAGAGAGAGAGAGAGAGAGAGAGAGAGAGCCAUCGUUCUAUAGGUGGUUGGUGAGUAAGUAUCCAAAGAUAGUAGUGAAUGCAAGGGAAGAGAGAGGAGGAGGAGAUGGGGUUGUUGAUACAACUCAGCCCAACCCAAAUGGAAUAGAAUUCGAUAAUCUCUAUCUUGACAUUAAUGGCAUCGUCCAUCCCUGCUGCCAUCCGGAUAACCAUUUAUUUCCUCCUACAACAUUUAACGAGGUCUUUGAAAGCAUUUUUGAAUACAUUGAUCGACUCUUUCGCAUAGUGAGGCCGAGGAGGCUCUUGUAUAUGGCCAUAGACGGAGUAGCACCAAGGGCCAAAUUGAAUCAGCAAAGAUAUCGCCGCUUCCAGACUGCCAAACAUGCUGAACUUGCGGAAGCCGAGGAGGAAAAACUAAGAAGAGAGUUCGAACUCCAGGGGAAGGUUAUUCUUCCAAAAAUGCAAUCUGAGGUUUCCGAUCCAAAUGUUAUUACACCAGGAACUGAAUUCAUGGAUAAAUUGUCAAUGGUGCUUAAAUGCUAUAUUCAUUCGAGGCUGAACAAUGACCCGGGUUGGAAAGACAUCAAGGUUAUACUGUCCGAUGCAAAUGUUUCUGGUGAGGGAGAGCAUGAGAUAAUGUCAUUUAUACGGCUACAACGGAAUCGUGAUGGAUACAAUCCGAACACUCGCCACUGCCUGUAUGGCCUGGAUGCAGAUCUGAUAAUGUCGGCUUUAGCUACACAUGAAGUUCAUUUCUCUAUAUUGAGGGAGGAUGUAGCUACCUUGGAGCAGCAACCAAGCUGCACAUUGUCCCUAGAAACAUCCCUUUCAAAGCAGAACGUAUAUUCUGUAAAAUCAAGAGGGUGGUUUGGUAAGGUCCAUCAGGCCAAUGGUGGUGCUUUGUUAGCUAAGAUGCCAUUUCAGUUCUUGAAUAUUUGGACAUUACGAGAAUAUUUGGAACUCGACAUGACAAUUGCUGAACCUCCCAAAGAUUUCUUGAUAGACUUCGAGCGAAUCGUAGAUGAUUUCAUCUUCCUGUGUUUCCUCAUGGGAAAUGAUUUUUUGCCUCACUUGCCUUCGUUGGAAAUUCAUGAGGUUUGUAUAAUAGCCCCUAGUUACAUUUUUUGGUGCGGCGUGGUAGAUUUGCUAAUCGCUGUUUACAAAAGGGAGUUUAAAAGCAUGGGUGGAUAUCUCAUCGAUACAUGCAGAUUGCAAGAUAAACAUGCUGCCUAUAUAAAAUUCAAAAGAGUAGAACGGCUAAUCCUUGCUGUUGGUUCUUGUGAAGAUAAAAUUUUCAAGAAAAGAUCAGAGAUACGGAAGCGUAAUCUCGAACGUGUUGUGCGUGAGAUGUUUCAAGCCAUGGGUGACGAAGAUGUGGAUAAUGGGGAAGUAAAUUCUAAAUACCUACCAAAUGCCCCAUCAUUGGAGUCUAAUGGUCUUUCGACCAUCAGAUGUUCGGAAACUGAUGUUUUGAACAAUUCCAAGGAAUUGAAGCAGAAACUAAAAGAAAUUCUUCGACGGAAAUCGGACCUGUUCAAAAAUGGUAACCCAGAUAAGGUCAAUCUUUGUUCUGAAGGUUGGAAAGCUCGAUAUUAUAAGGCAAAAUUUUCGGUAGAAAAGCCUGAUGAAAUUGAAAGCAAACGAAAAGAAAUUGUUCAAAAAUAUGUGGAAGGGCUAUGUUGGGUUCUUCGCUAUUAUUUCGAAGGAUUAUGCUCAUGGAGCUGGUAUUACGAUAACCACUAUGGUCCAUUUGCUUCCGAUUUCAACGGCCUCGGUCGUUCGCGGAUAAAUUUUCAGUUGGGAACUCCUUUAAACCGUUCACUCCUUAUGGCCGUCCUUCCGCCAAGAAGUGCCGAUGCACUUCCAGAAGCAUAUAGGACCCUAAUGACUUGUCCGGAUUCAAAUAUCAUAGAUUUCUACCCCUCUGAUUUCGAAGGUGAUACAGACGGAAAGCGGUAUAUGUGGCAGGGUGUUACAGUACUGAAGUUUAUUGAUGAGAAACGCCUUCUUCCGGAGAUUGAGAAACUAGAAGACAAGUUAAAAGACGAAGAAAUUCGAAGGAAUGCUGUGGGGCUCGAAGUUAUUUUCGUUCUGGCCAGUCAUGAUUUAGGAUCGCAAGUUUCUUCUCUUUGUUGUCGAUGUGUGCUUGUAUCAGGGAAUGAGCAGAUCGUAAACAAAGUGAAGAUUGACAGUAAGAAAAGCGGUGGCUUGAAUGGUUUUCUUAUCAGAUGCAACGAGCAAUCAUGCAUGGAUGAUAGCAGCUCUCCUGUGAAGGGGAUGGAAUACACUGAAGAAUGA